CGCGUGCGCGGCGGGGCGGGGCGGUCGCGGUGGGCGGCCCCGCGGCGAUCCGGGAUGUCGGGCUGGCUCCUGGUGACGUAGCGCGCCGCGGGAAGGGCCGCGCGAGACCCCCGGCAGCCGCCGCCCGGGCCGGCCCCCUCCCCCUCUCCGUACCCUCCCUCGCCCCCGCCAUGGGCAGCGCCGCGGCGGCGGGAGCGGGCAGGGUGCCGCGCAGCGCCGGGGCCGCCGCUGGGCAUGUGCCAGGCCCGGCCGCCGCGUGAGCGCCACCGCCGGCACCGGCAGCAUUGUCCGCGCCCGCCCCGGGCGAAGCCCAGGGCGGCGGGUGCCAUGAAUAGCAGCUGCGCGUCCCCCGCCGCCGCCCGCCGCCGCCUGCAGCGCCGGGAUCGAUAGAGGCGGGGGCUGCGGACGCACUAUGGCCGGCAGCGGCUACACGGACCUGCGGGAGAAGCUCAAGUCCAUGAUGCCCUACCGGGACGGCCACAAAGGCGGCGGCGGCGGCAGCCUCCCGCGGGAGCCCCCCGAGCCCCCCUACGAUCGCAAGCGCCGGCACCAGGAGGACUCCGGUUCCGAGCCCAGCGACUACGAGGAGCAGAAGGAGGAGGAGGAAGCUCGGAAAGUCAAAAGCGGCAUCCGCCAGCUUCGCCUCUUCAGUGCCGAGGAGUGCGCCAAGAUCGAAGCUCGGAUCGAGGACGUGGUGUCCCGGGCGGAGAAGGGGCUCUACAAGGAGCACACGGUGGACCGGGCACCUCUGCGGAACAAGUAUUUUUUCGGGGAGGGCUACACCUACGGGUCCCAGCUGCAGAGACGAGGCCCCGGCCAGGAGCGCCUGUACCCACGGGGAGAGGUGGACGCCAUCCCCGAGUGGGUGCACGACCUGGUGAUCAGGAAGCUGGUGGAGCACCGGGUGAUUCCCGAGGGCUUUGUGAACAGUGCCGUCAUCAACGACUACCAGCCGGGAGGCUGCAUUGUCUCCCACGUGGACCCCAUCCAUAUCUUUGAGAGGCCCAUCGUCUCCGUCUCCUUCUUCAGCGACUCGGCGCUCUGCUUCGGGUGUAAAUUCCAGUUCAAACCCAUAAGGGUCUCGGAGCCCGUUCUCUUCUUGCCGGUGAAGAGGGGAAGCGUCACGGUGCUCAGUGGAUAUGCAGCCGAUGAAAUUACACACUGUAUUCGACCACAGGACAUAAAGGAGAGAAGAGCUGUCAUCAUCCUUCGAAAAACAAGACUAGAUGCACCUCGAUUGGAAACAAAAUCCCUGAGUAGCUCUGUGUUGCCACCAGGUUAUAACUCUGACCGUCUAUCAGGAAGCAACCGGGACCAGAUCCUGAAACCAAAGCGGUCCCAUCGCAAAGCAGACCCUGAUGCUGCUCACAGGCCACGGAUUCUGGAAAUGGAUAAAGAGGAGAACAGGCGCUCAGUCCUCUUACCAAAACAUAGGAGACGGAGCAACUUCAGCUCCGAGAACUAUUGGCGAAGGUCUUAUGAGUACACAGAGGACUGUGACGAGGAAGAGGAGGAUGGCAGCCCAGCCAGGAAAGUUAAAAUGAGGCGACACUGAGGAUUGCACUUUCCAGGAUCGUGGAGCUGAUGAGAUUGGCCUCCAGUCUGUGAAGACUUUCUCCUCCCUCUGGCUAUCUUCCAUCUAGCUUCAGUUUUGGUUUUUCCUUUCAGGCUGAAGAGUAAACAGGAAGGAUCUAGCGAUUUGUUUUUAUGAAUGGAGGAAUGCUGAGACAUAUGUAAGGAUGGAACAUGUCCAGUGCACAUGGUGUCCUGAGUCAUGGGUCAAACGGGCAUCUCUCCCUUAGGAAGCAGAUAAAGUUAUGCCAGGCUGUCUGUUGGGAUUUCUUUUAAGAACACCAAAAAGUUUAACUGUUUCAUUGCGCAAGGUUCAAGAAUUGUAUUUUUGUUUUUUUUGCUUUAACUUUCUUCCUUUCCAAAUGUUCUAAAUAUGAUGUUUGACCCCAGGAGCUGAAACUUUGUGGUGGCCUCAUAUUCCUUGUUUCACCAAAGGGCUCCUUGGUCUGUUCUUACCUAGUUGUUGUUGGGUUUGUUUUAAGGGUGCCCUGCAGUAACUGGAAGUCUAAAGCUUUGCAGACCCCUCUUACUGCGAUUGAUUUCAAAUGAUUUAGGACGUUUUUGUUGCACUUUAGUACCAGUUUUAAAUGCCGUAGGUUUCCUUUCCAGUCCCUUUUCCCAACCCAGCGUGGGCUCGCAGGCUUGUGUCCCUGUGCUGCCCUCUCCGAAAAGAAUGUACUUGAGCUGAGCUCUGGUUUCUCAGUGCUGAUCUGGCCAGGCACGUGUUUUGGUUGAGGAGGGAGGAAAUGUGACUGGCUUCAGAGGCUGGCCCAGCAUCCACCCGAGGUCCAUACUGGAGCUUCAGGGCUGCCGAGUGAGCGAUCGCAUUGAGUACGUGCUGCUUCCCAGAGCUGGAGGUAGCAAAGGGGAGUAGGAGUGAUGCUGUUCUUGUGAGGAUGCUUGCCUUGGGACCCCCUGAGAAGAGCCGGGGGGACUGGCUUUUGGCCGCUGCCCUUUCUAGGUAUAGAGAUUUGAGACUGCGCAGCAUCCCGGCACAGCAUGCCAUCCGAGGGACUUGGCUGCACUCCGCCAGAGCAGGAACGGAUGCUGCCGUGGCCUUGGGGGAGCCGGGCAGCCAGUCCCCUCCGAGGCUGGCUCUGGGAGUGGGGACACUGCAAGGGUCUAGUGUGGCCCCAGUGCAGUGCAUUCAGCAGCUAGUGCUGCAGUGGUUGCCGCCUCCUCCUGGCUUUUUCCUGCCCACGUUCCUGGGGUAAGGAGUUUUCUGGUUGCUACAGAAAAUGCUGAGAAGAAUUGGGCGUUCGGCCUUGUGGAGCUAGUGUUAGAAAGCCUGCCUUCUUCCUCCUCUUCUCCCACCCGGUUUGCAUUAGCCCAGACCAAAGCCUCGGCAUUUUCAAAGUUUGGGGCCCAACAGCAUAUUUAGAACCAUACUUUUAGGAAAGUUCCUCCAAUUGAUACUUUGAACCCAAGUGUUGGCAGUUGUAAGGAGUAGUUCUUAUUUUAAAAUUUUUACUGCUUUGCCCUCCCUCAAAGUGUAGUUUUUCUUAGUGUUGUGUCCCCCACACACUUCAUAGUCUGCACGCUUGGCAAUAAAAAGAUGUAAUAUAUUUUGAAACCCAUUUGCUGCUGUCUUGGGGGGCUCCUGGUCAAAAAAACCCCAACAAAACAACAAAAAAACCCCCCAACCCCAGGCAUUGUUCCCUGGAGCGCCAUUCCUUGGUGACUGAGCACGUUUGUUGACAUCUGGGUCUCAAUGUACUUUUCCUUCACCACCAACUUAUGCAGCUCCCACCACUCAUCUGUUGUUGGGGUUACUGCUCAGGCUGGAUCUAGCAGUCGCAUCAGUACAAAGGAAAUGACAGUCACCUUCAGAACAGUGUUGGCUGUGGGGGGUCGUAGGUGAGGUCCCCCAGUACCUGUCUGUGAUUAUCCAGUUGCUUUCCUGGUGAGAGCUGCUCGUUGGCUCUGUGCGGAAGUACAGGCACAGCCUCCCGGCCAGGCUUCAAAGGAACCUCUUGUCUGCCCAGAAAUCUGAAAGUUCAUGCUUCUGUUGCUUCUGAAACCUUUAAAAAGCCAUUUUCAGAUCACACUUAGCAUUUGAAGUGCUGUUCCUCACUCUCCCAGCGUUUUGCAGAUUCCGGGCCAGCUCUUAGCCUCAAACCCCCUGUUUGGGAAGGCUUGGCAUUCCCCUAAUAGCAAAACCUGGUGCAGGGAGCAGCGAUCCCUCUUCCUCCUCCUUAAGGCUGGUGCAGACAUCUCCAGCAAGCUAGAGACCUGCUAGCAGGAUGCCUAGCAAUGGCUGUUUCUAAUUGUCUUUCUGGAUUCACCCUGGACAUGCCCCGUGCCCUCCAUGGUGUCGGGCUCUGCUGUGGAUGCUGCUGAUGGUGGCAGUGGUCACUGCCAGAGGUCUCAGCUCUGCGCAGCCUGCUCUCCCCCUCUCCCCUGCCAGCUCCCAAUGUUACGCCUACCUCUGCAAUACGGAUACCGUACCCUGCUAUCAACUCAAAAUGAAGCUGGAGGCAGGCUCCGGGGCUGCUUCCCAGAGCAGGACUCCCAUGGGACAAGGUGUUGGCCCUAUCUCCACUGAAGGCUGAACAAAAGCAUCAUGAGGUCUUAUCUCUAGCCUGGUACCAACCAUCAUCUCAUUCUGGUCCUUGUGCGGUCUGUAUGUGUGCCAGUAUCCUUCCUCUCCUAGUUUAUUUUGGUAUUCUUGCAUGCCAUGGUUGGGAGCUCUCCCCUCCUGCCUUCCUGCCUGCCCUGCAUCGGUGCAGUGUGUCUGAGCUGGCAGCCAUGGCUGGAGAGGCAGGAGGAGCUCCUCACCAGAGCCGCUCUCCAGUCACUGUCUGUUCUUGCGUGCAGUUGGUUUUUAACCUGACUGGUUGGGGCUUGACACUUUAGAGAGUGAGUGGGACGCAACCGGUCUGACCCAUGGCAUCUCUUGGGUGAGGAGUCCCCAGCAUGUAGGCAGGCCAUCUCCCCCACUUGUACAGACAUUUUCUAUAGACACGGAUGUAUAUGUGUAGAUAACAUGGUUUUUUAACUCUUUUGCACUGAACAACAUCGGAGUGAAACCUUGAUUUGAAACCAGAAGACACAUUUUACAUGUGGAUCCAGAUGUCUAGAUCCCUUACUGUAACCUGUCUGGUGAAACUGUGGCACAAAAAUACUGGCAAUGCCUGUACCUGUUCUCUGUCACCGGCCGCACUGGGCUGCCUGCAGGCUUCGGGUCAGGCUGGUGGCAUGGGCCUGGUGCAGAGGAUGGAGAGUGGUGAGCUCUGGUUCGGAGGCAGAACUCCCCAUCCGCUCCAUGGGAUGGGCUCAUGCACAAACCUGACCCUGUUGGCUUUGUCGUGUCUGGUCCAGUGGUGCGGUCCGACCUCCUCUCCAUCCACCCCACCGGCUUUGUUCGUGUAACCUGCUCAGCCCAAAACUGGGAAUAAGGCUAUGUCCGACGUGACGAUCCCAUGCAUCCAGACCCACAGCCCAGACCAUGAGAACUAUCUUUCCUAAGGAAGCAGGAGGAAGGGUCAGCCCUGCUUUGGUGGGAUUUGUCCCUGCUUUUCUGCCAAGAGCAGGAGGAGUUUGGGUUUGUUACUGUUGCCCGUAUCUCAGGAAGGCUCAGUGAUUGAACUAAAGCUCUUGCAUCAGUCCUGUGGGCUCAAUAAAUCCGUAGGAAGAGAAGGAAAGGCUGAUUGCUGGCGGUGAGAGGUGAGCUGGCCUAGGGAGGGGCUGCUGGUCUGCGAGCAGGUCGGUGCCCGGCUGGGCUUGGCAGGCCAGCUGCCCGCAGCAGGGGAGCAUGGGUUGCCACAUCUGGUUCCACGCAGCUCUCAUCUUGCUGUUUAGUCAGGCAGGAGCCGUGGUGCCUGGGAGCUGUGAUCCCGAUACUGAGGCUUGGCUCAUCGCAGAGGUCGGGGGGUUUGCUGGGGCGCGGCGCUGCCAACCUGCUCUCCGGGUGAGCCGGCAUCAGCAUGAGCCGGCUUCUGCCGGGGUGAGAGCUCAGGCCUUUGGCUUUCAGUGCUGUUAGUACCUAGCGCUCGCCACUACCUGGUCCGAGGCCCAUGGGUGGAAAUGGCUGCCAUGCUUUGAGGGGGGCCGGGGUCUGAACCCCUGCCAGUGGCAAAUAGUCUUUUAUCUGCCGAAAGCGUUCCCUUUCCCAGUCAGGAGAAAUGUUCAGCCUAGAAGUGUGUCUCUGCUCCUUCCCGUGCCCCUGCCCACACUUACAAGUUCCGGCUGACUUCAAUUUUGUUUUUUAAAAAUUCUAAUUUUUUUUUUGUUACGAAUAAAAAUAAAAAAAUAAGAAAGUGGCAAUAUUUUUUUCUGUAAGCUUUUCCUAGGAAAAAGCGUGGUUUGUAACAAAGUUGUACAGUUCUGAAGUUUGAGAUACGAGAAGUACUGUGUGAAACGCUGUAAAUGGGGCAGAGAUUAUUUUAUGUACAGUCUGACAUGGGGGGAAUCUUUUAAUUCUGGUUGAUUCUUAGGAAGAAUUUGGUUCUUCACUGUCAGGGUUUGGAAUUUCAUGGUUUCAUUAUUAUUAUUUUUUUUCUUGUAUAGAUUGCUGCAUUAAUUGAAUAAAAGCAGAAAGCAUCA
Falco peregrinus (peregrine falcon) is the source of this 6117-nucleotide messenger RNA. RefSeq names its product alkB homolog 5, RNA demethylase (gene ALKBH5). The record is from RefSeq and is a predicted model, not a curated record. Gene Ontology annotation, cellular component: nucleus. NCBI's taxonomy places the organism in Eukaryota, Metazoa, Chordata, Aves, Falconiformes, Falconidae. Gene Ontology annotation, biological process: mRNA export from nucleus; mRNA processing. The coding region runs from base 413 to 1555 and encodes 380 amino acids. Gene Ontology annotation, molecular function: oxidative RNA demethylase activity. The transcript is spliced from 5 exons.